Messenger RNA from Aphanomyces astaci, 1035 nucleotides. RefSeq lists its product as hypothetical. Lineage: Eukaryota; Oomycota; Saprolegniomycetes; Saprolegniales; Verrucalvaceae. The record is from RefSeq and is a predicted model, not a curated record. The transcript has a single exon. The coding region runs from base 191 to 511 and encodes 106 amino acids.
UGUGGCUAUAAACCUGGUGGUAAAUAUUAAAUUAUAUAGUAGUCGAAAACUUAUAUAAACACUAGAGCACUACAACUAGAGGGCGGCACAGGCAUGAUGGCCUGCCACUUGGAGCGACGAUCGAUCAUACGGGGACAAAGUGAAAUUCACACGAUGGAUCAAGGGGUACUAGCCCCUCGAUAGCUCCAUCAUGAUGUGGACCAUCACCGUCAACACCAAUAAACGUCAUGAUAUCUUUCAGCAGCAACAUGGAUGGAUUGGACUGACACCACGUGAGCCACGACGACGAUGUACAAGGGGUUGGUUCACAGUGAACAACUUCCUUCGCGUCUUUGUGGGUGGCGUCAGUCAAGUCCACCAUGUUGCGAUGAUCGAAUGCAGCGCAAUAGGGCUGAAUACACACAUCGCUGAAAAUUACCUUGGCCGAUCGUGUGGGGUUGUUGCUGGCUUGGAGACCCUCGCGGGGUUCAGCGCCUCUGCCGCCUUGAAAGUGGCAACUAGGAGCUUCUAACGAGUUCGAAGUCUCGUCCUUGGGCGCCAAGAGUUGACACAGCAGUGGCCAGUCUUCAUCUGGUAGGAUAUCGGUCAUCACCACAGAUUCCGCAGCGCACAUCACGAACUCACCCAUCAACACAUCCAUGUCUUCGGCGUUCUGGGGCCACGCCAGGUCUGGGGUGACGACAUCUUCUUCUGGUACCCUAUAGAGUGCGUCGAUGACUUGGUAGUCUCGGAAUUGCGCACGCCGCCGCAGUUCGUAGUCACCCGUCACGCUGGUUGACUUGAGGUCCUUCGCGUGCCUGCUACACAAACCGCUGGAGCGGCCAAGGCUGUUGCAACCAGGAAUGAUACAGACAUCGCGAGCGCCGUGGCUCACGCACACACCUCGUUUGUUGACCUGAUUGCAACAGCCCGAGUAGCGGCAUAUACCUUUCUUCUUGUGGCGCAGACACUUGAUGGAGCCUGGGCAGACAGGUUCGCCGCAGCCUUUGAAGAAGCACGGAGAUGGCGGCGACGGCAUACCCUCAAGGAGCAAUU